This is a messenger RNA of Eruca vesicaria subsp. sativa (arugula), 1518 nucleotides long. The record is from the annotation of a GenBank genome assembly. NCBI's taxonomy places the organism in Eukaryota, Viridiplantae, Streptophyta, Magnoliopsida, Brassicales, Brassicaceae.
AUGCGUGUAAUGCUUUCACUCUUCUUAAGCACAAUCCGCCUAGACUAUGGAUCUCAAGUUAACAAGAGAGGACUGUUACAUUCCCCAAAAACUGAUCUCUGUAAGAAAGUAUCAAGCUUUGAGCUUGAUGUUUCUCUAGUUCAUUGUCUUCCUCCAAGAUUUGAGAAGAUGGAGCAGUACAAAGAGAGGAAGUUUGUGUGCAAGUUCUGUAGCAAGAGGUUCCCUUGUGGCAAAUCACUCGGAGGUCACAUCAGAACUCACAUGAACAAAGAGAACUCAGCUGAUUCAGAAGAGGAUGAGCACAACAAGCUCAGAAUAGACGAAAAUGGAGGUCAAGCUAGUUACGGUCUGAGAGAGAAUCCUAAAAAGAACAAGAAGUUUGUGAUUCACAGAGACAUGAUGGCUCAGCAACAUCAGCAAGAACUUCUUUGUUGCAGAGAAUGUGGUAAAGGUUUCACUUCUUCUAAAGCUCUUUGUGGCCACAUGGCUUGUCACUCUGAGAGAGAGAAGAUUGUGAUGGAUAGUCAAUCUGAUACAGAAGCUUCUUCGUCUCCUAUCAGGAGAAGAUCCAAGAGAGCUGUGAAACAAUAUCAUCAUCACCACAAAGCUGAUGCAUUUGUCGAUGGUGGCAGCAUCAUGGAUCAAGCCGAUUCAGCAGCAUCUUCAGAUGCUUCUGAGAUUGAGCCGGAACAAGAGGAAACGGCAUUGUCUCUGAUGAUGCUGUCAAGAGACUCAAGUUUCAAGAAAGGACAUAACUUAGUUGUGAACUCUCUGGCUGAGUCAUCAGACAACAACUCUGUGAUUCUUGAGACUAAGUCAUCUUCAGGGGAACAGCUGAAGAUCUUAAAUGUGAAGAAUGUUGAGGAGUUUUGUAAGAAAGACAAACUUGGAGGAGUGGAUAAUAAUGGUGAUGUUAUGUAUGAUUCAGACAAUUCUGAUUCUGGAUACUUCAGGAAUGGACCAAAGAAGUUGGAAUCAGAUGUUUCUGUUGAUGGGUUCCUCAGGAACACUGGAUUUAACAAGGCUGCAAUGGGAUUCAACAGCUAUACAACAAAACAUGAUAAGAGCUUGAACAGGUUCAGGAAGGAAUGGUCAGGUUCAGGAUCCGGAUCAGGUCGUUCUUCUACAAAGUAUGAUCUGAGGAAAAGCAAAAGAGGGUUCCUUUCUUACGGUAAAAAGAAAAUAAAGUAUGAGUUCACUGAAUCUGUAUAUGACAGUGGUGAUCAGCUUAGCUUGGAGACCGAUUCUUGUGCGGACACAAACAGAAGUAUCAAGAUUCAUAGUAGUAAAUCCACAAUGGUGAAGAAUGCAAGUGGUGCAAAGAAGAAAAGCAAAGGUCACGAGUGUCCAAUUUGCUUCAGGGUUUUUAAAUCAGGACAAGCUUUAGGUGGUCACAAGAGAUCACAUUUCAUUGGGAGUCAAGAUCACAGGACUUUGGUGAUCCAACAACACCACCAAGUAGCUCAUGAGAUGCAUACACUCAUCGAUCUCAAUCUUCCUGCUCCUAUUGAUGAAUGA